Molecule: messenger RNA, 6054 nt
Organism: Scylla paramamosain (green mud crab)
Lineage: Eukaryota; Metazoa; Arthropoda; Malacostraca; Decapoda; Portunidae
Gene: Wdr92
Product: dynein axonemal assembly factor 10-like
Exons: 4
Coding region: 130-1194 (354 amino acids)
Molecular function (GO): ubiquitin binding
Source: RefSeq, a predicted model, not a curated record
CGCGGCGGUACCGUCAUCUAUAGCAGUGUUGUGUUGACACAUUUGGCAGUUGCAGAGUGCUGUGUCGCACGUCUCAGCGCCAGUAGCAGGUUCCGAGUAAGGCUGUGUGAUCACCCUUGGACACCUGGCAUGGAAAAGCCUCAGAUAUUGGUGUACGCGGAGAAGAGCCUAAACUACAGUGCCUUCGACGUGAAAUGGGUGCCGAAGUCAGCCAAGGCGGUGGUACUAGGGAGCCACCCACGAGGCACUGGAAUACUGCAGGUGUAUGAGCUGAAUGAUGGCAAGCUGGAGCUGCUGCAUGAUGUGGAGCGCUCCAAGGCUCUCAAGUGUGGAACAUUUGGUGCGUCCACCCUAGAGGAACGGCACCUUUGUGCAGGAGACUUUGAUGGGAAGAUGGAAAUCACUGACCUGCAGAGUCCCUCGAUGCCUAUAUACUCUGUCAAGGCUCACAGUCAGAUUGUGAACGCUAUUGCUGGAGUGGGAGGACUCAACAUUGGCAUGGGUGCCCCAGAGAUUGCCACUGGGAGUCGGGAUGGACUGGUCAAGGUGUGGGACCCCAGGCAGAAGGACCGACCAGUCAUCACCAUUGAGCCCCGAGAAGGAGAGCAGGGACGUGAUUGCUGGAGUGUGGCCUUUGGGGAUGCCCACACUGCCGAGGAGCGAACACUGUGUGCUGGCUUUGAUAAUGGAGACAUCAAGAUGUUCGACCUGCGCACCAUGGCUGUCCGCUGGGAGACAAACCUUCAGAAUGGUGUCUGCUCCAUUGAGUUUGACCGCAAAGAUAUUGAAAUGAACAAGCUCCUUGCCACAACACUCGAGUCCAAGUUCCACAUCUUUGAUCUGCGGACAUUCCACCCAGAGAAGGGUUUUGCACAUCUAUCUGACCAAGGCCAUAAGUCAACUGUGUGGUGUGGGAGACAUUUGCCACAAAACAGGGAAAUUUUUGCCACCACUGGAGGGAAUGGUUCUGUGAUGCUAUGGAAAUAUUCUUAUCCUGAGUCACGGGUGAAGAAGCUCAGUGAUGGCUCUGAAGUGGGUGUGGCAGGGAAGCUUGUGCCCCUACAAAAUGCUACACUUGCCACUCAGCCCAUCACAAGUUUCUGCUGGAGUCCUGAUAAGAUGGGACUCAGUGUUUGCUCAGGGCUUGAUCAAGCCAUCAGGGUUGUUAUUGUUACUAAGCUUAAUGUUGUCUAGUCUCAGUCACUGAGCUACAGCAGGUUGUUCUCUUCACACUGAUUUAUAACUUGUAUUUUCUCUCCAAAUGGUUAAUACAUAAAUGUGACUGAUUAUGCUCAAGGCCUAAUUUGCAGAAAAUACCCAUUUGUUAUAAGACGACACCGUGUCUGUCUGAAUCGCUGUGAUAUAAAAGUAUUCCCUUGUUCUGUUACCCAAUGGCUAUGAUUUAUAGAUAUAUCCACCACCAUUAUCAUUCCUCCAUCCUCAAGCCUUCCAUCUGAUGAAACUCUGAUGUUCCAAUGCAAACUUACGUUACUAUAUGUAUGGAUAUGUUUUUUAUGAGUAUGUUACACCACUAAUGAACUGUCCAUGUGCAUGCAUAGAGGCUAAAAUGUUGAUUGACAGCACUGAAAUAUGUUUGCCUUUGGAAAAUUUACUUUCAGAUUUUAAAGUGAUGAAUUAUCAAAUUCUGUAUAUUAAUUUCAAGUGUAAAGACAUGAAUUUAUUAAGGUUCUCAUUGCAAAGAACAUAUCCAUUCAUGAUCAGACAUAUUGGAGUGUUAGGCUUAAACUCUGUACUUUUCAUCUAAGGUAUAGACUGUAUUGAGUGAAGAUGAUAUUUUUGUACCAAAACAAAAUGCAGAGCUGCAGUGCAUCUUUUCUUUGUAGAGAUAUGUAGAUACAAUUUUGUGUUUGAUUAAUUACAACUGAGGAAAUUAUGAAGGUCAGAGUGGCUUUAUAUGCAUAUUACAAAUGUUUGGCUUUUAAGUUUAAUGCAGAUUGAAAAAAACUAUGAAUUGAAUCUAGACUUACAGUAUUUUCAUAGAUGAAUCCUGACAGGAUUCAUCAGAAAUAAUAAUUGACACCACUCAUAAUUUUUAAAGAUUUCACCAGAGCUUCUUGAGAUAUGAAUGUGGUACUGUGCAAUACAGUAUUUAAGAAGAAUGACUCAUUCAUCCCAUGAAUAAUGGCCAUAUUUCUGUAACUAACUUUUCACAGUUCACUGUGUUGGGCAUUGUUUAUAAAUGAUGUACUUUCAUGCCUGUAACAUUGAAUGUACAGAACAAAUUUCUCAGUUCUCAUUAUUUCUCCUACUACUUGGCAGUCUCACUUAUUCUCAUGGAUUAGAGAUAAGACCUUUAGGUGUGCCUGAGCCACCAUGAAACGUGGGCUAAUAAAAAAUUAGUAGUCUUUUCAUUGUAGGUCAAGAAUAAGUGAGACUGCCAUGCAGCAGGAGAAACAGUGAAACUGAGUAAUUUGUGCUGCACAUUCAAAGCAAAACCUUUAACUAAGGGUUCAUGACCUCUCAGUCAGGAGCUAAUUAUUUCUUGAUCAAAAUCACUAUCGAGGAUUAUUAAAAGAUGUGAAGGUAACAGAUAAUGAAAGAUAGUGAAGAAUGCAUAUGGUAACAUAAAAAUACUUGUGUGUAACUUGAAAAUUGGGAAUAAGUAAUGAGGAAAGGAUUUGUGUUCCUAAAAAGAGGACACAAAUUGAAAAAUAUAGGAGGCAUAUACCAGUAGUCUAGUAGAGCAGAGCUCAUGGAGAAAGACAUGAAGAUAAUAGACAAAGCUGUGAAAGGGUCUGUAAGGAAGAAAGCUUGAAUUUUCAUACAGUUUGGGUUUAGACCAGAUAGAGACCACUGAGGUCAUUUUCAUUGUGGGGCAAAUGCAGAAGCAUAUAAUUGAGAGGAAAGAGUUAAUUCUUUUUUUUUUUCAGAUCUAGAGAGAGCCAUUGAUAGGCUGCCAAGGAAAGAGAUUAAAUAUGCUCCAAUUCUGUUGGGAAUCAAGGAGUGAUUUUAGAGUAAUGAUGAUACUGGGAGAGUACCAAAAAUUCAGUAUGGUUCUUCAACCUUUAUUUCAGGGUAUUUGGGUAGAACCACAACAGAUGCUGUAUGUAGAUAUUUUGAUGCUAGCUAUGAGUGAUGUUGAGGCAGAGGUAAAUUUUGAAAUAUGAAAAAUUGAGGGCAUAAAAUCCAAGCAGAUGAGAGAGCUGUGCAUAAAACAAAGGUCACAGUUUCUUGUGAGGGUGAUUGCAUUGCACUGUAAUGUGAUGACAGAACACUUAUGUUAGGGCUAUAAAUGUUGAGGCCCCACCUAUGAUGGUGCUGGCAAAUUUUGAGUAAUUCCUUUGUAAAGGCUCAUGUUACUGUCAAGAGUUCUUUAAUGCAAUUACUGCUGAAGAUAGGGUUGACAGGAAGCAUGUGGAUGUUCAUUCACUUAUCUUGAAAAAUGGUCAUCUAUUAGGACUAGAAGUCACUGAGAUCAUCAUGUGUGAGUGCUGACCACCCACAACACCAAUAGGUACAGCAGGAUUAGAGCCAGGUUAUACAAUGCUAGGUUGUUUGAAAUGUGAAAUAUGCAGGAGAGAUACAAAAGACAAACAAGGAUUGGCUAAAGCAACAAGUUUCUUUUAACUAGGGAAAUUAUUUUUUGUGCAGAAGGCUAGUGGAGUAGCAGGAAUUAGAAGUGUACAGAGAUUCAGGGAACUGUUGCCUUUAUUAACGUUUAAGGAACUCAAAAGGGGAUUUACCAUACAUAUGGUCUGAACAAGGGCUGUAAUUCUGGAUACUAAUGAAGAGUGGACAGUGGAGGAGGAUGGCAUCCACAGGUUAAAAUGGAUGAUGAUUAGCAGGAUGUGAACAACAGACCAGAGACUUUAGACACAGAACUGAGGGAGAGGAAGGGAGUCACUAGGUGGACUAGCUUGAUGAGAUAAAGUAGACUGAUCUGUAUAGACAUGAUAAAGAGAAUGACAGAAAAAAAGAAAAAAAAUUAUACUAGGUAAUUUCUUUUUUAGAUAAACAAGAAAAUUAGGAUAGGAUACUGCAGUUUUGCAAGCUGCCAUUCAGUAAAGGCCUUCACAUGCAAGUAUGUAAAAAGUACUUUAAAAUUAUGAUGAUUUUGCUUUUUGUCAAAUUUUAGUGUCUGUAUUACCUAAUGCCACAUGCACAGCAUUGAGCACUGCUCAGCAGGUACAAGGGUUUUGCCCAUCAGCAGGCAGAUUUAGUGAGCACCAAAUUGCUCAACCCUGUCAUUCAGACAGGAUACAAACAGGGACUGUAGAUUUUGCCCAGUGAAGGCAAGGCAAACACAGUGAGGAACUUGCUGGAAGUGGCUCCAUCUGGUAACAGCUAAAAGGUGAGAGAAAUAAUUUUAAGCUCAGUGGGCGGUGCUUGACGAAGUGGAUGUGGCAUAAGAAGAGAUGUCACUCAUUACCAUGUCUCAUUAAAAAUGUCUUGUAUCAUUUCACAGUGCAGAGGCAAGUGAACAUUAUUUUAUAUGAAAUUUGUGCUGACUGUAAUUUUCUAAUGAGCCUCUAAAUUGCAUAUGGAUAUUAUUACCUGUAUAAAAUUAUUUUUGUUGUUCAACAGACUAAUGGAUGCUCUUGUUUGAUACCUGUAGCUGUACUAUUCCCAUAGCAACUACUAUAGCAGCUUAAUAUAUUUUUAACAGGCACAUGUUUUAUCAUUGUUUGUUUACUAUUUGCUUGUUUAGAAUGAUAUUACCUUUAACAGUUAUUCAGCUGGUGCUAAGUAAUACAUACCUGGGAAUCUCCUCUGUAUUUUUAUUCCCACAAUGAGAAGAUGUUAUGAACAUCUUUAUUGAUAAGACCAGAUGUUUUGACAUCACCUAAGUGUCAUUCUCAGUGGUAUACCUAGUUGCAAGGCAGUGUGUGUAGGCAGUACUGUGCAGACCUUCAAACUGAGAAUCAAUGAGCAUAAAUACCAGUGGAGCAAAUCUGACUGCAGACUGCAUUCUCCUCCCUACUCAGCAGUGAGAGCACACCAAGACAUGAACUCUUUAAAAUUGAUAACAGUUGUAAUACUGACUUGAGAGCACUAGAGUCCAUGUACAUGAAAAUGUUGGCCAUUUUACUGAAUAACACUGCUCUUGCCACUUCUUCCAUGAUAUAACCUUUUAUGAUGAUUUUAAUAUUUUUAAUGCUGACUUUUAAUUGAGCUGUUAUUGUUGUUUCCUUUGGUAUAUCACUAAAGAUAGGUGAUGUCAAAAACAUUUGGUCCUAACAAUAAAAAUGAUGUUUGUAUGAACACUGGGUGUUCUCUUCUUAAUGAAAAUUUGUUUCCCAAAAAACUCACCUAUAUCCGAAGGCAAGGGUGAUGUCCUACUUUGAACAUCUCUCUUUAUGGGGAAUCACAGCCAGGCAUACACACGGCAUUUCUGUUGCCAUGCCUUCAUAUUAUGAAAAGACCUGGGCAUGUUUGUGUACCUGAUGCAUGUGCAGGAGUGGUCUGUGAGGAUCUGUCCACUCUGUCUAUACUGCAUGAGGAUGUGCAUGUGUGCAUGCUUUGUUUUAGUUUUAAUGCUGAUGGAAAUGUCAACCUAAUGGGAGUACAUACAGUAUACGAGUAUAUAUAUAUAUAUAUAUAUAUAUAUAUAUAUAUAUAUAUAUAUAUAUAUAUAUAUAUAUAUAUAUAUAUAUAUAUAUAUAUAUGGGACUGCCAUGGUGCAGUAGGACCAUGUACGCUUUGGGGGCCAAGGAGUCCUUAGUUGCACAGGUUUGAAUCCUGGCCAUGGUUUGUGGGGAGGAAGGGCAUCCACUUGUGGGUAACGGUUCCUAAAUGCCAAAACCAAAAGUCUUUCAUUAGGAGGCACCAUCCUAGGCCUAAUAAAAUAGAGAAGCCAUUUGCAAAACAAAAAUAUAAGGAAAUUUGUUUGAAAAUUAAAAUAUGCCACUUCACCCAGUUGAACUGCAUUUUCUUACUCAUCUCACAAAUAGCAAUACAGUACUAUAAAAUGUUAUUGUGAAAACUAUCACUGAAUAUACUGAAUGUGUGUUGUGUUCUUUGAGAUAAGAUUAUGAUAGAACACUUGAUCAUCAUUAUGUACUACUUCUUUAUAAAACAAUUAUUUUGUGUUAA